AUGUCAAGUGUCACAGUUGUUGCCAGUAGGCUGGAGUGUGAUUCAUCUAUGGAUGAAACUUUGACUGACACCACAUCUUCAGAAACAGUCAUAGCACCAAGCCGAUCUACUUGUACUCACACUGGUCUGAGCAGUACCGAGGAUGGCAACACACUGACUAAUGAUUGCCCUCUGACUGAGGUGACGUCUGAAACAUCCAUGGUAGCAUCGGACAGGACGGGAUCUAACUAUGUGAGUGCUGGCAGUAGUGAUGAUACACCUGUAACUCCUGUAACGCCAUCAGAAACAACUGUUGGUGAACCAAGUGGUGACAGCAGGCCAAAUGUAGACAUACCGACAGACGAUGAACAUUCCGCAAAUGCUACAUCUGUCAAUGCGAAAUCUGAAAAGCCUGACAAAUCUAACUUCACAUCUGAAAUGCCUGACACCUCUGCUGAUGUCAUAUCUGAACUUUCUGACACACCUGCUGAUGUCACAAGUGAAAUGCCAGAUAAAUCUUCUAAGAUCACCUCUGAAAUGGCUGAUGAAUCUGAUAUCACAUCUGAAAUGAGUGACACAUCUGCCAAUGUCACAUCUGAAAUGCCUGACCCACCUGCCGAUGUCACAUCUGAAAUGCCUGACGAUUCUAAUGUCACAUCUGAAAUGGCUGACACACCUGCCAAUGUCACAUCUGAAAUGUUGGAUGAUUCUAAUGUCACAUCUGAAAUGGCUGACACACCUGCCAAUGUCACAUCUGAAAUGUUGGAUGAUUCUAAUGUCACAUCUGAAAUGCCCGAAAGACCUGCCAGUGUUACAUGUGAAAUGGCUGACCCACCUGCCGAUGUCACAUCUGAAAUGCCUGACAAUUCUAAUGUCACAUCUGAAAUGCCUGAAACGCCUGCCAGUGUUACAUGUGAAAUGGCUGACACACCUGCCAGUGUCACAUCUGAAGUGCCUCAUGAUUCGAAUGUCACAUCUGAAAUGCCUGACACAUCUGCUGAUGUUACAUCUGAAAUGACUGACAAUUGUAACAUCACAUCUGAAAUGCUUGACCCACCUGCUGAUGUCACUUCUGAAAUGUCUGAAACACCUGCCAAUGUUUCAUCUGAAAUGCCUCACACAUCCGCCAAUGUCACAUAUGUAAUGCCUGUCACAAUUGCUGAUGUCACAUCUGAGAAGCCUGACCCACCUGCUGAGGCUGAAAAUCCUGAAGAAUCUAACAUCCCAUCAGAAAUGCCUAACACAUCUGCCGAAUGCACUUCUGAAAUGCCUGACACACCUGCCGAUGUCAUAUCUGAAAUGGCUGACACGUCUGCUGAUGUUACGUCUGAACUGCCUGACACACCUGCUGAUGUCAAUUCUGAAAUGUCUGACACACCAGCUGAUGCCACAUGUGAAACUUCUGAGACAUCUGCCAAUGUCACGUCUGAAAUGCCUGACGAUUCUAAUGUCACAUAUGAAAUGCCUGACCCACCUGCCAAUGUCACAUCUGAAAUGCAGGUCACACUUGCUGAUGUCACAUCUGAAAUGCCUGACGAUUCUAAUGACACAUAUGAAAUGCCCGACACAACUGUCGGUGUCACAUCUGAAACUUCUGACAUAUCUGCUGUUGUCAUGUCUGAAAUGUCUGACAGACUUGCCGAUGUCACAUCUAAAAUGCCUGAUGAUUCUAAUGUCACAUCUGAAAUUCCUGAAACAUCUGCCCGUGUUACAUCUAAAAUGCCUGACACACCUACCGAUGUCACUUCUGAAAUGCCUAAAACAACUGUCGGUGUCACAUCUGAAACUUCUGACCCAUGUGCCAAUGUCACAUCUGAAAUGCCUGACCUACCUUCAGAUGUGACAUCUGAAAUGCCUAACCCACCUGCCAAUGUCACAUCUGAAAUGUCUAAUACACCUGCCAGUGUAACAUCCUGCCAAUGUCACAUCUAA
This is a messenger RNA of Haliotis rubra (blacklip abalone), 1911 nucleotides long. RefSeq names its product polycystic kidney disease protein 1-like 3. NCBI's taxonomy places the organism in Eukaryota, Metazoa, Mollusca, Gastropoda, Lepetellida, Haliotidae. The transcript has a single exon. The record is from RefSeq and is a predicted model, not a curated record. Bases 1 to 1911 code for a protein of 636 amino acids.